GGGCACGUUCGGGGCAGAGGAGGCAGAGAGAUCCAUUCUCGCAGCCUCCUCUCUUUGGCCUCGAGCUGCCCUCUCCGCUCGCCCCCCAUUAUUAGUCCCGACGGCCGAGCGCGCGGCCCCAAUGAGCCCUUUGGAACGGAACGGAACGAAAAGAAGGAGCGAAUUGCAGCUGUGACGUGGGCGUUGUUGUUCCAUUCACCGAGUUCGCCAUGGCAACGGGGCAGAGGCCCUGGAAGCACGCAGCCCCUCUCUUUGGACAGCAUCCUGAGGGCAGAGAGGCAGCUGGAAGUUUCUCCUCCUGAUCACUGCUUACUGUUUCAUGGCGCAAAAAGAUAUCAAAUAUUCUACUUCAGGUGCAUUCAAAUUUGACUGAGUUAAGGUUUGGCAGUUUUGAGUAUUUGGACCAAGAAAGUUAUGGCAAUGAGCGCAUAAAUGUGUUAGCUCCUAUAUCAAUUAACGUUCAAAUCUGCAUAGCUUCAUGCAACUUUUACGAACUGGUUUCACGCACGAGACCAAUAAACGUGACCCAGUGGCCCAGAUCAAUGUUGAGAAGGAACUUUCAAAAUGAAUAGGACUACUUUUUUUCCUUUUUCUCAAGCUAAGUCUUUUCUGUGUUUACACUCUUCGGCUCCAUCUCCCUCCACUUUGUACUCAUGCAUGCUGCAGGACUGCUUGUAUUGUUGGGCAGAGUGAUUGGGGUUUCUGUACAAUCUCCCGUGACCAAUGAGCGGGGUGCUGUCAGGGGUAACCACAUCUGUCAACCGUUCUUGGCCAAUAAAGAGCGGAGCGAGGCGGACCACAGGUGCGCGCCUCUGCGUCCCCUUGGCACAGCGCCCGGGAGAUGCUGGAGAGAGACGCCUAGCUGCCCCGUGGCGCAAAAGAGUAACUGUCAAAGGCAGCCUCCUUUUAACUCCAGCUAUCACUCUGGCUCCGAUAGUUAUGGCGACCGCAACAUCUAACCACUACAGCGUCCUCACCACCCCCAGCAGCGCGCCGCCGCCACACUCGGAGUCCGGGAGCAUGCAGCAGGCGGCAGCGUACAGGGACGCGCACACCCUGCUCCAGAACGACUACAGCACGUUACCGGGCGGUGGACAUCCGCUCAGCCACGCGCACCAGUGGAUAACGGCGCUGUCUCACGGUGACAGCGGGGCGCCCUGGCCAUCUAGUCCCCUCGGAGAACAGGACGUGAAGCCCGUACUGCACGACAGUGACCGAGAGGAGCUGCAGAACUCCAGCAGUCUGCAGCAACAGCAGCAGCAACAGCGACACCCUCACCUAGCGCACCAGCAGGCGCAUCACGACGCCAGAGCAUGGCGAACCAGCACAGCCACCACGCACAUCCCCGGUAUGGCGACAUCUGAGGGCCAGAGCCUGGUGUAUUCCCAGUCCGGCUUCGGUCUGAUGCCAGGGGGAGAGCAAGGGGGGAUGCACCACCACCCUCUGCGGGACGAGGACCACCACAGCCACAGCCCGCACCUCAGCGAACACGGAGGCGGCCCUGGGGCCCACCAGCAGUCUCUGUCACACCAUCACCAGCACGGCCAGGACCACUCCGACGAGGACACGCCGACCUCCGACGAGUUGGAGCAGUUCGCCAAGCAGUUCAAACAGCGACGCAUCAAGCUGGGCUUCACCCAGGCGGACGUAGGACUGGCUCUUGGGACGCUGUAUGGAAACGUCUUUUCUCAGACCACCAUUUGCAGGUUCGAGGCGCUUCAGCUCAGCUUCAAAAAUAUGUGUAAACUCAAGCCCUUGUUGAACAAGUGGCUGGAGGAGGCGGACUCCACCUCGGGCAGCCCCACUAGUCUGGAUAAAAUCGCGGCACAGGGAAGGAAAAGGAAAAAGAGGACCUCCAUCGAAGUGGGCGUCAAAGGAGCUCUGGAGAGCCAUUUUCUCAAAUGUCCGAAACCAGGAGCAGCGGAGAUAAACUCUCUAGCGGACAGUCUGCAGCUGGAGAAGGAGGUGGUGAGGGUUUGGUUUUGUAACAGGCGGCAGAAGGAGAAGAGGAUGACACCCGCUGGGGGACAGAUACCAGGAGGAGAGGACAUGUACGGGGACACCCCUCCUCAUCACGGAGGACAAACUCCUGUGCAGUGACCCCAGUCCGUUAUUCUUAUUCUGAGCAAGACACGGACCCCUAAAGGAGGAAUAACGCCUCCUGAUGUGUUUGAUUCUCUGUGCUGGACCGCUCGGAACUGGACCUCAGCCAGUUUAAACGUUGGACCCACUGACACACACAGUGGGGAUAUACAGUGGCACUCAAGCACUAAAAAUACGCAUAGCAGAGAGCUGAAUGGAGAGGUUUCAUGCCGCGGAACUGCCAAGCAUACGGCUGGUGUGUGCUUACCAAAAAAAAAAAAAAGAAAACAGCGACAUUGAUACGAAAUGCUUUUCUUUACCUUCAACCGAGGCGCUAAUGUGUCGUUAUGUAAUGUGUCGUUAAAGAAAGACAGAGUCGGAUGUGGGCACAAGGUGUCCGCGGGAGCACGGGGGGCGGGGGCGAUGUGGGGGUGUAAAACAGCUUCGGGCUCGAUGAGAAAGUCGCAGUCAGUGUGGGUAAAUAAACGCCAUCUUUCCAUCAUAACAAAAGCAACAGGGUUCUUCGCUCGUGCAAGCAGGGCUGAAUGGCAGACACUGCUGUACAACGUAACAGUCAUGCCAAUCAACCACCUGAUUAUUUUAUUUUUUUAUUAUUAUUCUUUAUUAUUGUUAUUAUUAUUAUCUUUAUUAUUGUUUAUAAUUAUUAUUAGUAUUCAUUUAUUAUUAUCUUUUUUGUUAUUUAUCUAUUAUAGUCUAUUUUUUAUAUGCAUUUCUUUAUUAUUAGUAUUAUUAUAUUAUAAUUGUUAUACAUUCUGAUUUAAAUUGAAUGUGUAAUUGAUUGCAGUGGUCCACCUGCAUCCAUUAUUUAUUUUAUUUAAAUGUCUUCACUUGGUUUACGUGUUUUUUUACAUUCAGGCAAUAAUGAUAAUAAAAUAAUGAUAUAAUGAUAAUAAUAAUAAUAAUAAUACGGCUACCCAUACUGAGUAUGGCUUUUGUUUCUGUGCAGACAUGUCUGGGCGCCUGUUACAGUGUGUUUUUAUUUCUGUACUUUUCCAAAUGCUGGUGAGAAAGACCGAGCUGUCCGGCUGGACACUCAAAGCAAUCCAGCCCAUUUUGCUUCCUUGUACUAAAAGUUUCAAAAAAAAAAAAAAAAAAAAAGAAAGAGAGGAAAAAAAACACCUGAAUAUAUCUGGUACCAGCUCUGGCCGUAAUGGCUACACUUCUACUGUUAUUCAUCCACUGAGAAGACUAUUUGUGGGAUGUUUCUCAAAUUGUUAUUUUGUAUGGCUUCGUUUGUUUGUAUGUUUGUUUGUUUGUUUGUUUGUUUGUUUGUUUGCUCAGCUUUUCUCUGUCAGUCUGUGCCAAAGCACAAACACAGACACGUGUUCUUGUGCCACUUGAAUCCUGUGAUGAAUAACCUGACCUAACAGUGGAAGGUUAUCGAGGGAAAAUCCAGAGUACAGUUGUGGAUGAAUUCUCUGACUGAAAUCUAAAGAAAAUAUAGAAAUUCAGAAACUCAACUCCAUCUGAAGGAUGUCGAUGAAUAGAAGGAAAAAUGUUGUAUUUAAAAAA
Etheostoma spectabile (orangethroat darter) is the source of this 3615-nucleotide messenger RNA. It is a transcript of the gene pou3f2a, whose product is annotated as POU class 3 homeobox 2a. The coding region runs from base 724 to 2100 and encodes 458 amino acids. Gene Ontology annotation, biological process: brain development; regulation of transcription by RNA polymerase II. Gene Ontology annotation, molecular function: DNA-binding transcription factor activity, RNA polymerase II-specific; RNA polymerase II cis-regulatory region sequence-specific DNA binding. NCBI's taxonomy places the organism in Eukaryota, Metazoa, Chordata, Actinopteri, Perciformes, Percidae. The transcript has a single exon. Gene Ontology annotation, cellular component: nucleus. The record is from RefSeq and is a predicted model, not a curated record.